Molecule: messenger RNA, 171 nt
Organism: Prunus armeniaca (apricot)
Lineage: Eukaryota; Viridiplantae; Streptophyta; Magnoliopsida; Rosales; Rosaceae
Source: the annotation of a GenBank genome assembly
AUGAGGCGCGAAUGUCGAAAUUGGGGACAAACUAGGAGGCUGGGGCUUGGUAGGCGGCCCAACAGGACUCGGAGGCAUCAGGUGGGGGAGGAAGGAGUCGUUGAGCUGGAGGUAUUGUGCCUCGACGCGACGGAGGCCUUAGGGGAUGUACUGGCACUUGAUGUCACUUAG